Molecule: messenger RNA, 5932 nt
Organism: Leptopilina boulardi
Lineage: Eukaryota; Metazoa; Arthropoda; Insecta; Hymenoptera; Figitidae
Product: cilia- and flagella-associated protein 44
Exons: 24
Coding region: 287-5419 (1710 amino acids)
Molecular function (GO): protein binding
Source: RefSeq, a predicted model, not a curated record
UUUCUCAUUAAAUUGAUUCAAUGUAAAAAAAAAGACUAACUCGAGAUAUAAAGUUUCGAAUAAAAAUUAAUUUUAUUUUCUAUUUUUAUUUUAGAAAUAUGAAAAUUUUUUAAAUUAUUAAAAAUGCAGUAAAUGAAUCAAUGUAGUUUCUAUGGCAACCGUAUUGUUACUAGUUUCUAUUUUCUAAAACUAGACGUCGUGUCUAUAUAAAAAAAAGGAAUCAAUAUAAAAUAUUUUCUUUUUAAAUAAUAAAAUAUAAAAAAAAAAUCGAUAGGAAAUUUAAAAAAUGGACAAUGAAGAUGAUUUAGAAAAUUUUUCCAAAAAUUUGGAAAUUAAUGAAAGAGAUAUUCAAGAAGAAUUUAUUGAAAAUUCUAAUUUCCUAUCGAAAAAUGUUCAAUACAAUUCUAAUGAUUAUAUUUCAUGUGCUAAACGUACGGAUAAUGGAACUGUACCAAUGAAUAUUUUAGAGCUUCAUCAUUCAUUUGGUUAUAAUUGUCAAAGAUAUUUUAAUAUAUGUGUAGCGGAUUCGAAUACAAUAAUAUUUGCCUCGGGAAAUUUAAUUCAUUUUUUUAAUGUAGCGGAAAGGAAAAUUUCAUUUAGACGCGGAUUCACAGGUGGUGGAAUUGGACAUAUUACAAAAAAUCCAAUUUUCAAUCACAUUGCCAUUGGUGAAAAUGGAAACGAUCCUCCAAUUAUUAUUUAUGAAUGGCCAAGUUUAGAAAUAGUGACAAUUCUUUGGCAUGGAACAACUAGAUCAUUUUCUCAUUUGGCAUUCAGUCCAGAUGGUAAAUUAUUAGCAUCACAAGGAGGUGAACCAGAUUAUUUAUUAACAAUAUGGAAUUGGCAACAAUCAAAAAUUACAUUACGUUUCAAAUCUCAUGGUCAAGAUAUAAUUAAUGUAAUGUUCUCACCAUUUGUUUUUGGACAUUUAACAACAUGUGGCUUGGGACAUAUUAAAUUUUGGAAAAUGUCGAAAACAUUCACGGGUCUUAAAUUGAAAGGUGAACUUGGUAGAUUUGGAAAGACGGAAAUUUCCGAUAUAAUUGGAGUUUAUCCCAUGCCUGAUGAAAAGGUCGUAUCUGGCUGCGAAUGGGGAAAUAUUUUAAUAUGGGACGAAGGAUUAAUUAAAUUUGAAGUUUGUAGAAAAAAUAGAAAACCAUGUCAUAGCAGUGUAAUAACACAAUUUGAAUAUAAUAACGGAGAAUUAAUAUCAAUAGGAAUGGAUGGAUGGAUACGUAUGUGGUAUUAUGAUACAAUUGAUCAAGCUGAUCCGCCUGAUGAAGAUCGUUUUCUAGAGAUUGAACCUGUUUAUGAAUUUUGCAUUAGUGAAAAAGAAAAAAAUUCUAAACUCAUGUGUAUUCAAAAACAAGAUCCUAACAAUUCAGAAUCAACUUUUUGGUAUGCUCAGGAUGCAAAUGGUGGAUUGUGGAUAAUAGAUCUUUGCACAUUUCAAACACCCGAAUUGCCAAGAAAAAUUUUUAAUUGUCACGCUGGACCAAUAAGUGACAUAACUUCUUCAGAUUGGGGACCAUUUAUUGCAAGCAUUGGAAAUGAUAAAUUAUUAAUUUAUAAUUACGAAAAGAGGAAAUUAAUUUUAAAUUACAAAUUCAAUGAUAUUGGAAGUCAAAUUAUUUGGUUACCAUGUGCAAUCGAAGGUACAGGUUCGACACUUAUUUGUGCUUUUGAAAGUGGUGUUAUUAGAAUUAUUAUUCUAAAAAUAUUCGAGAUCAUUGACAAUGAAGAACAAUUUGUGAAACUUCUUCAAGUAUUGAAACCACAUAAUAAAAAAAUUACUACAAUGUCAUUGAGUCUUAAUAAUAAACUUUUGAUAACAGGAAGUGAGGAUUUUACAAUUUUUAUUUUUUCAAUUAACAAACUAAACAAUUAUCCUUCAUUAAUACCAAUUGGUUUUAUUAAAACACCAUCGAGUGUUACUUGCAUAACUUGGAAAUCUGAAUCUAUGACAACAAUUCUUGUUGGUUGUUUAAAUGGCAAUUUUAUGGAAAUUGAAUUACCAAUUGAAACGAAAUCGAAUGAAAUUUCCACAUACGAAUUAGUUGAUUGCAAAAUGAAAAUUUUUCAAUUUCAAUCAGUGAAAUCCGAGAUAAGAAGAGAAUUGGUGAAAAUUAAAAAUGAAGAACGAAGAAAAUUAAAAAUUUCCAAGUUGGAAAAAUUAAAAUUAAAUAAUCCUGAAAUUGAAAUCGAUGAAGAGAGUGAUGAUAUGGAAGAUGAACAAUUACCGGAAGUAUUUAUUCCCAAAAUACCAAAUAAAGUGUUAAUGGCGAAUUAUACAAAUAGAGGAACGAUAUGUCUUUCAAUGGGAGGAUAUGAUGCUGGAUAUUUAUAUGAAUAUUCUGAUUUUGAAGAAAUAAAUUUAAAACCAACUAGAAGUAAAAUGAUUUUUGAAGCUGAUGAUAUUGAAAUUCGAAGCUACUUAUUCUAUAAAAAAAAUAAAUAUAUAUUUCUUGGAAUGGAACACGGUGAAAUUCGUGUUUGCCGAAUAAAUUCCAAUGAUGAUAUGGAUUUUUCGGAUUAUUGGAUAAUUUCAAUGCAUGACAAUUUUAAUGGUUACAUUCCAAAAAUAUUGUUAAGUUACAAUAAUAAUGUACUUAUAACAUGUGGACACGAUGGAAAUUUAUUUACUUUUGAAAUAAAUGACGAGAAUUCUAAUUAUGAACACAAAAUACCUGUUCCUGAGAAAGGAGAAAUUCUUCCAAUUUCCAACGUUAAUGACAUUGAAGAAAUUAAUUAUCCAACUUUAGAGAAUAUUGUCCGUCAAGUUGAAUUCGAUAAAAUUUCAAUGGCAGCGCAAGAGAAAAAGAAUUCUAUUUUGGCUCUAUUACAAAGUUAUACUCAAGAUUUUGCCAAAUUAAUGGAAAAAAAUCGUGAUCUAUUAAAAUCUCAACAAAUUUCACAAGAGGAUUUUGAAAUAGAUCCAAGAAUCACAAAAGAAUUAAACAAUCAAUUGGAAUUGGAAUUGAAUUUUGUGCAUAGAAAAAUGUCAUUCAAAGUGGAAAAAUCGAAAUUAAGACUAAAGAAAUUAAUGGAUCAUUUUGUCGAGCCUAUUACUUGCCUUCCAUUUUGUGUCCAUAGAAUCCUAAAACCAAGUACAAAAAUUUAUUCUUUUCGGGAACAUAAAUUGGAUGACAAUUUUUUUGUCACGUACACCAAAGUUUCGCGACUUCUCGCAGAAAAGGAAAAAAUCAAAAAAUCAUCAGAUCUACAAGUAAAUCAAUCGAUAAUUGAAGAAGAAGAAGAGGAAAAGGAAAUUAUACAUGGAAUAGAAAGUUUUCUCAAAGGAUUAAAUUCUUCUACAUUUGAAUAUAAAAUGGGAGUAGAAAUUAAUCAGAUAUUAAAAAAAUAUAGAAUGCGUAAAGCACGAAUAGAAGAAAGAAAUAGAGAAUGGAAAGAAAUUUACGACAGUAAACCAGAUCCAAAUGCAAAUUUUUCGAAUGAUAAUAAUACACUUGAAAAAGCAGAAAAAACAAUUGGCGAUUUUAAAUUAAAGAAUUCUUCUGAUUUACAAAAAAUGAAUCAAACUGUCGACAAUGUACUAAAUAAAUAUAAACAAUUAUUGGAUUGUCGAAAAAAAGUUCAUUAUCUUCGAGAAGAUUUUAAUAACAAAUUGAGAGGAAUAAGAGAAAAAAAAUUAGCAUUACAGAAAGAAUCACAGGAUUUAGUGAAUAAAUUAAAACAAAUUCAAAAUGAAAUUCCAGAAAAAAAUAGAAAAUCUUUACCUUCAGUAUUCACUAUCGAUUAUCACAUGGAAUUUCCAGAAAAACAACUCGAAAUUGAAAAAUACAAAGCAACAAUUAUAAAAGUAGAGGAAAUAAGAAAAAGCAAGAAACCAGUUUUUGUUAAUUUUAGUCAAAAGGAUAUUCAAAUAAAUGUAUCGUUCGACAUUUUUCGUAAUUUAACUGUUAAUGAGAAAAAUGAAUCAAUUUGGGAACGUGAAAUGAAACGUAGACGAAAUUCAAAACGAAUUCAAGAGCAAAAUUUCAUUCUCAAUGAAAUAGAAAAAAAAUAUCAACAUCUUGAUAAUGAAUUAGAUGAACUUGAGAAAAAUAGAGUUGAAAUAGCCAUGGAAAGUGAAUAUUUAAAUUUAUAUUUAUUAACAUUACAUCAGGAAUUAAUAAUUCUUCGAAAUUACGAGGCAACGGAAAAUUCUUUAACAGAAACAGUUAAUAAAAAAAUCAAAGAUUGUGCAAUAGUGAAAAAAAAGAUUCAAUCAAUAAUGGGACAAAUUGAAAAUAAAAACAAGGAAAUUGUAAAAUUACAAGAAAAAAUCAAAGAACUUUCGAUUCAAUACAGAGAUUUAAUAAAUGAAAAUAAAUUUCGCGAUUUUCUACUGAGGAUAUUUAAAAAAAAAUAUAAGCAGCCAAAAGGAAGUGACGAAUCUUCAUCAUCGUCAUCAAGUUCGGAAAGUACAUUAGAUGAAGAUGAUGAGAUUUCCAUUGACAGUCGAGAAAUUGGAAUAAUUCAUUAUGAUGAAAAUAUAUUGCCUUUUGGUUGUGACAAAGAACUUUAUGAUGCGGCAUUUGUAAUGCGAGAACAUAGAUAUAAUUCUGAAUUACAAAUAAGAAACGAACAGAAAAAAAUUGAAGGAUUACGAAAAGAUAAUGAAAUUGAAAAUAAAAAACUCAAAUUAAUGGAAUAUGAAUUGAAAAUCAGUCAAGAAAAUUUGGAAAUUUUCAUGCAAGAGAAACAUGAAAAAUUAAAUUACAUUGAUAUGACAGUGAUAUUAAAAUUUCAUCAAUUACAACAUUUUUUAUCAAAUUCUGAAGUCACUGCAAAAAUUAGUGAUUGCAUUUUAUUUGAUAGAAAAAAACUUUCCGAAUUGUAUGCAAGAGUUGGAGAAUUAUUACAAGAAACAAAUGAUGAAUUAAUUAAAUAUAAAAAAACUCGGACAUAUCUUUAUAGAAUAAAAAUGGAAUGUAAACAAAUGGAAUCAGAAAUAAUUAAAUUAAAAUCAAAUGUUAAAUGUGAAAAAAUUAAUAAAUUUGGACAAAAUAUUUCCAUAAAUAUUUUAUAUGAAGCCGUAUUGCGAAGUUUGAUUUAUGAUAUAAAAGCAAAUUUAAAUUCCAUUGUCAAAUCAUACGACGAGAAAAUAAAUUGUGUUAAAUCAAAUUACCAUGAUAAAAUGGAAAUUCUUAAAAAUUACUUACAAACCAAUACGGAGAAAUUAAAUUUUCUUGCCGUUUUAGAAGAAGAACAAUUGAAAUUACGAAAAUUGUUAAAAACUCCAUUAAUAGACGAGGAUUCUUUAACGGAAUUUAUGAAUGAUAUAAAAUUUUUAGAAAUAACUUUAGAUAAUCAAAAACAACGAACAGAAAUUUUACGCAAUGAAAUUCGAAAUUUUUAUUUAAAGAAAGAAUCUUUAACUCCUAUUGUUCAUAAAGGUAAAGUAAAAUUAAUAUGAAAAACUAAUUGUUUCAUAUUAUUUUUUUUUCAAACUUUAUUUUCGUCAUAGAAACCUAUAUGUACAAAAUUUUCUACUAUUACGCUAUAAAUUAAAAAAAAAAAUUAUUUUUACCCUUUUAAAAAUUUUGUAACUAUAAUUUUCUAUUGUAAAGAUUUUUUUUAAAUGAAAAUCGGUUUCAACAAAUUCUGACUAAAAUAUUAAUCCUAAAUAUAACAAGUCCUUAAAAUCUAAAUCUUCUCUCGUUCUAUGAUUAAAACUUAAAUCAGAUUUGGAGAAACCGGAUUUCUAUUUUAAAAUUUUAACCAAAAUUGAAGUCAAUCAAACAUGCAAUAAUUUUUUCAAUGAAUUAAUAUAGAUUAAAUAAACAUUAUAUAAUAAAUAGUAUUUCAAUAUUAAAAUUUAUGUUAAUCACGAAAUUGUUUUCGAAUUUUAGAAACUUGAAAAAUAUAAUUUUUCGUGCAAUAAAAAAAAAAAAAAAAAAAGGAAAAUAAAUGGAAUCUUGAGAAAUCA